ACAACAUCGCAGGGGGUAACUUCAGUUUCUUCACUUCACUGACGGAAGGAAGACCGAGAGCCGUGUUUAAAAGAUAUCGCUAAGCAACGCAUGCCCUUGUUAAAAAACAAAAUCUCUAUCGUCAUUUUCUCACUCCAAAGACAAUGUUCACUUUGAGUUUUUCCAAUUUGUUUUGAGGCGACAAAAAAAAACGCGGCUUAAAGUAGCAGGCUUCUGCUUUUUGGGAAUGCUUCAGUCUGCCAGGAAAGAGCUGAGAGUGACGGUCCUUUCUGUUGAUCCACAUCUGAAGACAUGUUGCACUGGACUCUGUGUGACUGUAAGGUGCUGUUGCUGAUUGUUCUACUGUGGGACUGCCUCUGUGCUCUGGGACUGAAACCCACAAGAUGGCCGCUGUAUUCCCAAAAGCCUUUGCUCCUUGCUUGGAAUGCCCCGACUGAGGACUGUGCCCCAAGGCAUGGCAUUCAUUUUCAGCUCGACCAAUUCCAGAUCGUGGCCUCACCCAAUGAGGCCUUUGUCAAGCAGAACCUCACCAUCUUCUAUAAGGACCGCCUGGGCUUGUACCCCUACUUUGAGCAAGAUGAAACACCAGUGAACGGGGGACUGCCACAGGUGGCCAGCCUCUCACAGCACCUGGCGAAGAUGCCGGAGAGUGUGCGGAAGUAUAUACGUGAAUCAGGGGCCAAGGGCCUGGCAGUUAUUGACUGGGAGGAGUGGCGCCCACUCUGGAUACGUAACUGGGAAAACAAAGAUGUUUACCGCAGACAUUCUCGUGAGUUGGUGCGCCAGAAGAACCCAACAUGGUCUCCAGAGCAGGUGGGAAAAGUAGCCCAGCAGGAGUUUGAGAUGUCCGCUAGAAAGUUCAUGCUCGGGACUCUCAAGCAAGCCAAGAACCUGAUGCCCAACCAGUUGUGGGGGUUCUACCUGUUCCCUGACUGCUACAACCACGACUACAGGCGCACUCUGGAGAACUACACAGGGCGCUGUCCUGAUGUGGAGGUGGCUCGCAACGAGCAGCUGAAAUGGUUGUGGACUGAGAGCACGGCCCUCUUUCCCUCCAUCUACAUGGGCACUGUGCUGCGCUCCUCGGCAUCCGGACGGCAGUUCGUCCGGAACCGAGUGAAGGAGGGGAUGCGUUUGGCAUCAUCAGGCGAUGGGUUGGCACGUCCUGUCUUUGUGUACACCCGGCCCACCUACGCCAACUCCAUGGAACAGCUGACUGAGACUGACCUUGUCUCCACCAUCGGGGAGAGUGUGGCUUUGGGAGCAGCUGGAAUCAUCCUGUGGGGAGAGGCAGGCUAUGCAAGCAGCAAAAACAGCUGUUCCGACCUCGCUGCGUAUCUACAGGGUCCGCUGAGUAAAUACCUCUUCAACGUCUCCACGGCAGCAGAGCAAUGCAGCAAGACCUUGUGUGGUUCUCACGGCCGCUGUCUGCGCAAAAAUCCAGACAGUGAUGUUUACUUGCAUCUGAACUCCGGAUCCCACAGUAUCACCAGGGUGGAAGGCAAGCUGACAGUCACCGGUGAAGCGGCGACGACGAGUUUUCAAACUGAUUUUCAGUGCCAGUGCUACAGCGGCUAUCAGGGAGAGGGCUGCGAUCAGACGGACCCUCUACACCAGAGAGGGACGGCCACUCAAUCUAUGGCAUCAGCACUGCAAUGUGUGAUCUUACUGAUUAUCUCUCUGAUCCUCUGCUAAUACACCAUGAAUACAGUAGGCACAGCUGCAUUUUGUAUGUCAAAGUAUAGGAGCAUACAAGAUGACAGGUUGAGAGUUUUUGGGAGUGAGUUGCUGUAAAAUGAUGAUGGCACAAAGUGAAAUUUUAUAAGAAACACUGUGGAAUUUGCAAAGUUAUAUUUGUUUAUUACUAUUAAUCCUUUUUUUUUUUUUUUUUUAAACAACGGAGGGCUCCCUGGAAAUGACCAUGUUUACAUUUUGCUCUCGGUUUCCUCUCAGUCACUGUUUCCCAAGGUGUCAAAUUCCAUGUUUCUCAUAGAGAGCACGUUUUUUUGGAGGAAAUGUGAUGAAUGAGUUGACGUAUGUCAGUCGCUGUGUGGUGAAAGUGGAAUUGAUGCACUUAAAUCUGGUAAUAGCACAAUAUAUUUGAAGUGCCUGAUCUUUUUUUAACAUGACCUCUCAUCAUCUUUUUAUGGAGGCAGUAAAAGUGUUACUAUUUAUUUGAAUGUAUUUUUAGGUGUUUUAUAUGAUAUUUUAUUGUUUUUAUGUCCAAAACAUGACUACUAGUUUUCUCUUAAAAUGCAUUCAUUACUCCAUUUAUGCCAAAAAUUACAGUCUGCAGCUAUUUGACUUCAGAAGCACAAACAUUGUACACACAAUAUAAAGAGCAAAUUUUGACACUUUGUAUGUUCCACAGUUUUACUGACAUUAUUACCCCUGUCUCCAUGCUGUUUUCUCAAAUUUUGAGUUUUUGUCCAAGUAAAUAAACCUCUUUGUUGAA
Molecule: messenger RNA, 2455 nt
Organism: Seriola aureovittata
Lineage: Eukaryota; Metazoa; Chordata; Actinopteri; Carangiformes; Carangidae
Gene: hyal2a
Product: hyaluronidase 2a
Exons: 4
Coding region: 292-1695 (467 amino acids)
Biological process (GO): hyaluronan catabolic process; carbohydrate metabolic process
Molecular function (GO): hyalurononglucosaminidase activity; hyaluronoglucuronidase activity
Source: RefSeq, a predicted model, not a curated record